Drosophila pseudoobscura is the source of this 1947-nucleotide messenger RNA. RefSeq names its product solute carrier family member mahogany (gene mah). Bases 164 to 1744 code for a protein of 526 amino acids. NCBI's taxonomy places the organism in Eukaryota, Metazoa, Arthropoda, Insecta, Diptera, Drosophilidae. The record is from RefSeq and is a predicted model, not a curated record. The transcript is spliced from 5 exons. Gene Ontology annotation, cellular component: membrane. Gene Ontology annotation, molecular function: amino acid transmembrane transporter activity. Gene Ontology annotation, biological process: amino acid transmembrane transport.
AGUCGACGUGCUUUAACAUUGCAGUGCAAGGGCUUCCCUGUGCAUUGGGUAUCGGAUGACAAACGACAGAACUUGUUGCCAGUACUGCAGAGUGCGUCUUAGACGGGGCCACAGUUGAGUUUUUCGUGUUGCAGCGUCUAGUUCCGAGUUCGAGUCCAAGCGAAUGUUCUUCUUCCGUCGGAAAAAUGUCAAACCAGCGCCACGUCCCUCGCGCGCCCCAUCCUUUGCCCUGCCCAAGAGACGCGCGUCCGUGCAGCUGAUGCCCUCGCACCAGCACGACCAGCUGCCGUUCCUGUCGCGCUCCCGCUUCAGUGCCCUGCCCCAUUUCCGCGCCUACGAGGAUGAGCCGGAGAACCUGUCGCUCUUCAUUGCCAUCCUCUAUGUGGUGGACCUGUUCGGCAUCUUUCCGUUCGUCACGCUCCCCGCAAUGCUGGUGGAACUGGGAUACUUUGGCAUUCUGCUGGUGCUGUCCAUCAUCUUUCUGCAGAUCUACACAUCCUUUCUGCUGUCCCAAUGCUGGACCAUGGCCGAGCACCUGGAUCCCUCGAUCCUGCAGAAGCGCAACUAUCCGUACGCCGCCCUAGCGGAGCUGGCCUACGGCCCGUAUGUGAGUCUGCUGGUCUCCGUGCUCCUGGAUCUCAGCAUCUUUGCCAUGGCCGUGCCCAGUGUGGUGAUGGCCGCCGAGAACCUGGAGGCUGUCGUCCUGCGCAUGAGCGCCGGCCACUAUAACUUCUCUUACUGCUACUGGGCCAUCAUUGUGGGUCUGGUCAUCUGCCCGCUCAUGUGGCUGGGGAGUCCAAAGCAUAUGAGGGGCCUCGCCAUCAUAGCCGUCUGUGUGAUGAUCCUUAUUGUGGCGCUGCUCUGGUUCUGUCUCUUUGCUGCUCCUGCCAUUGGCACACCCUUCGAGGGCAUAUCCAUGGAGCUACCCGGAUUCUUGACCGUGCUCAGCAGCUACAGCAUUCUGGCCUUCCAGUUUGACAUCCAUCCGGUCCUGCUGACGCUCCAGAUCGACAUGAAGCGCAAGUCCCAGGUCUCCUGGGCGGCAACGAUUGGAAUUGCCAUUACCUGCAGCGUGGCCAUCUUUGGGUCCAUCAUUGCCGCCUACAAGUUUGGGUCGAUGAUAGCGAGCAACCUGCUGCAGUCGCUGCCCACGAGCGUGCCCUUCUACGUGAUGCUGAUCCUCAUGUCCCUGCAGCUGUGCUUCUCCGUGACGGUGGCCAGCUCUGCCAUGUUCCUGCAGAUCGAAAACUACUUCAAGCUGCCUGAGAGCCUCUCGCUCAAGCGCAUGGCCAUACGCUCUACUGUGCUGGCUCUGGAGGUGCUUGUGGCGGAGUUUGUGCCGAGCUUUGAUGCCCUCAUGGAUGUGGUGGGUGGCACCAUAACAGGGCCCCUGGUGUUCAUUCUCCCGCCACUGCUGUACCGCCGCAUUCGCCGGAUGGAGCGCGUCCACCAGCGGAUCGCCGCCGAAGCCAGCUACGGCAGCCUGCCGCUGGAUCUCAACUACGAUCCGGUUGAGCUCGAGAUGGAGCCGCUACUGGUGGCCGCCAAGCCCAACUCCCCGCGCGGCUGCUGGCUACGUCUGGUGCGGCUCCUGCACCGCCUCGAUUGCGAUGUCUCCUGCACCAUGGGCGUGCUGCUCUUCGGAAUACUGGCCACCUUUCUGUCCACCUACCUCAAUCUGUUCAGCCUGCCCAGUCUCUUCACCAACAACUCGCCGUGCCUGAGUAAUCUGACCAGGCCAUAGACUCGACUGGGAUUCCCUCUGUUGCCAAUCUCUUGGCCAAUUUACUCAGUCAAGUUCCAUUGUCCUGUCCUUCGAUGGGUUCAAAAACCUCAGCCAUCUUUGAAUUUAAUGCAGCAUUUUAGAGGUGUUUUGUAUAACACAAACUACAAAUUUAAUAAAUUAAUUAUAUUACACCAAGACACGCACGUACUAAGGGUACACAU